UAUUUAAACAAGCGGCAAAACAACGAGCCGCAGAACUACACAAACACUCUGACCGGACCCACGGAGAGAGACGCGUAGAGAUAAAAAGAAAGCGCUGUGUGUGAGUGCGUUUUGUGAACUGUGACCACUCUGCCCAGCGCGUGCUAUACGCAGAGCCACGCGCAGAUUUAGUGGGUCCUCAAGCUACUCUCGAGGUCACGCGUUGACGAGGAGAGCAUAUAACGGCUUAGUAUCAUUUCAAAUAACACAGAGUCCAUGGCUGCCCCCGCACACAGCAUCUGCUUGUGGAUGUUGGUUCUGGGCAUGUGUGUGUCAUUGGUUGUUGGAACAGACUGUGGGAAGGAGUGUGCACUGUGUGUGUACCGUCUGCUGGAACAGCAAUCUGGUUUCUUCUCCCUGACAUGCUCACGUGAGUGCGAUGGUGGGUUGGACAGCCAGAAGCUCCGUCUAUGCCGUGACUUCCUAUUGGAGGAGGAAAACCACAUUCCUCUGAAUGCUGACCCCCGUCAACAGCAGGAACAGGAAGCAGCAGGCACCAUGUCAGAUGAUGAUAAGGACGUGACAUCACCAGAGCACCAGCUGGCCAAGAAGUAUGGCGGCUUUAUGAAGCGCUACGGUGGUUUCAUGUCUCGCCGCUCUUCCUCUCCAGAAGGGGCACUCAAGGAUCCUGGAAACCAGGAUGAGGAAGAAAACAUUCGCCUGGAGAUCCUAAAGAUCCUCAAUGCUAUGGUUGAGCACAGUGAUGGGGGGGAUGGUCAGGGAGGUGAGGCAGUGAAGAGAUAUGGAGGCUUCAUGCGUCGGGCUGAAGAAGGGGUGGCGCAGGGUGACCUGCUGGAAGCAGUGUUAGGCCGUGGGCUCAAGAAGCGUUACGGAGGGUUUAUGAGGCGUGUGGGAAGGCCUGAGUGGCUGGUGGACAGUAGCAAGAGUGGGGGGGUAAUGAAACGGGCUUGGGAAAACAACAGCGAGUUACAGAAAAGGUAUGGGGGUUUCAUGGACUAGGACACCACAGUCAUGAUCUAUCACUCCACCCAUUCCUCCAAGCCUAUUAUCUUCACAUCAGUCACCUUGUAGUAUGGACUGAAUCAAUUGACCACCUGCUCUGCUAAUUACAUUGCAUCAUCAGGCUUUGUAUAACGUGCUGCUGCCUACUUCAUUGGUUCAAUUGAUCCUGUAAUGAUAAAAAAGAUGUUGUUCAGAUGUACGCAAAUUCAUUUUUGGUCUGCUUUUAGUUUUCAUGAUGAUAUUAUUUAUUAAAUGAAUCUGUUCAUUGAGG
Messenger RNA from Larimichthys crocea (large yellow croaker), 1273 nucleotides. Its product is annotated as proenkephalin-A. Lineage: Eukaryota; Metazoa; Chordata; Actinopteri; Sciaenidae. Gene Ontology annotation, biological process: chemical synaptic transmission; sensory perception; neuropeptide signaling pathway. The record is from RefSeq and is a predicted model, not a curated record. Gene Ontology annotation, molecular function: opioid receptor binding. The transcript has 3 exons. Bases 256 to 999 code for a protein of 247 amino acids. Gene Ontology annotation, cellular component: plasma membrane; axon terminus; neuronal cell body.